GUCGCGGAGCAGCUCCUGCCCCCGGGACCUAGAAGGGCUCAAACCCCCGCGUGCCGCGGGCGAGCCCGGCGCGCAGCCCACGUGGGCUGGGGCCGGAGUAUCCCGCCCUCUGGCAGCCGCAACCGCGCACAGCUGGAGCUGGCUGGGAGGGCUGCGGGCCGGGACCCCGCGGGGAAGGAGGCUUCCUUCCCAGCCUCCAGCUGCCCGGAAAUCCCCCCAGCUCUCAAAAGACCAGCACCAUGAGGUCCUAGGGGAAGAAGGGGGAUGGGAUAGGAGGAUGGGGAGGGCUAGCCGAGCCAGAGGUCCGGGACGCCCUCUUCCCGCCGCGGGACUUCGAGAAAGCAGAAACGAGUCCUGCCCCGGGGAGUCCCACAGGAGCGGGGAUCUGGGAAGAGAAACUUGCGGACGACGAAGUUGAAGCAGUGGACCCCCCCACCCCCGGGGCGUCCUCCGUCGGAGGAGGGUCCCUGGGUCGGGGCGGGGGCCACCGCUUGGCCCGCCCCUUGUCGCUGGACGUCCGAAGAUUGGGCCAUUUUCCUUGCCGCGCCCUUACUGCUUAUCCGGGUGCGCCCGGCCCGCCCCACCCAGUUCUCUGCACUAGCCGGGAGAGGAGGGGCAGCCGGCGCAGAGCCCCGGGACCCGGAGAGCCCGCCGCGGCGAAACCGGACCUCCGCCGUUCCUGCGCCCUCUCAACCGUGCUGGGAUUCCCGGGCCCACCCGACCCAGCGGCUUGACCCGGGACCUCUUGUACCCUCCGCUGACUCCACUGCGCGCUUCCCGGGACCCCCGGACACACCCAGCCCUCCAGUGCAUCCCUCCCUAUUCCGCGCCGGGUGCCCCUGACACUCUCCAAGCCCGGAUCUCCUCCCCCAAGUCCCCGGGGCGGCGCCGGCCAGACCCUCUUCGAGCCCCGCAGACGGCCGGAGCUGAGGCUCGCCAUGCGGCUGCAGGUGCUGCGGUUGCGGCUGAGACUUGGGCUCCUAGCGCUGCUGCUGCCGCUGCUGCUGCCGCCGGCCCGCGCCCCGAAGCCCUCCGCGCAGGACGUGAGCCUGGGCGUGGAGUGGCUGACGCGCUAUGGUUACCUGCCGCCACCCGACCCUGCUCAGGCCCAGCUGCAGAGCCCUGAGAAGCUGAGCGAUGCCAUCAAGGUCAUGCAGAGGUUCGCAGGGCUACCAGAGACCGGCCUAAUGGGUAGGUGGCCCCCACCCCUCCCCAGCCCUGCUCUGCACCCAGAGCUCCAUGUUUCCAAGGAGAUGGAGGAAGACCUGAGUGGGGGUGGUAAAGGGUGGGGAGAUGAGGCGCUGAAGCGGUGGCUGGUCUUGAACUCCUGGGCUCAAGCAAUCCUCCCACCUGGGCCUCCGAAAGUGCUGGGAAAUCAGGCGGGAGCCACCACACCCAGCUGUUCCCUGUCAAGUUUCUCUGCACAAAGUGUUCCCUUUUCAGGGGAGGGGCCCAUCUGUUUGUGUAAGAUCGCCCCUUCCUCUGUGCGUUCUCUGGGUCUCUUCAGCCUGUGGUCCAGUGUCCAGCACCGCCAUGCUGAUUGGGUGACUGGAGACAGGAAUGAUGGAAGGUUGGGGAGGGCCUGGGCAGGGGAAUCUGGGGCCAUCUCUGAAGGGUGUCCUGCUGUUCCUGUUGGCCAGCAGCUGCACUCAGGGCCUUCCUGUGCCCGCCCUUCCCAGUGCAGGAGUGGCCUCAGCUCCUGCCCACUUUCCCCUACAGAUGGCGAGGGGACCGACCUGUUUGCAGUGGCUGUGCAUGAGUUCGGCCAUGCUCUGGGCCUGGGCCACUCCUCGGCCCCCAACUCCAUCAUGAGGCCCUUCUACCAGGGCCCAGUGGGUGACCCAGACAAGUACCGCCUGUCUCAGGAUGACCGUGAUGGCCUGCAGCAGCUUUAUGGGAAGGCACCCCAAACCCCACAUGACAAGCCCACAAGGAAACCCCUGGUUCCUCCCCAGCCCCCGGCCGUGCCCCCAGACAGCCCAUCCUCCCCGAUCCCUGAUCGAUGUGAGGGCAAUUUUGACGCCAUUGCCAACAUACGAGGGGAAACUUUCUUCUUCAAAGGCCCCUGGUUCUGGCGUCUCCAGCCCUCCGGACAGCUGGUGUCCCCGCGGCCCGCGCGGCUGCACCGCUUUUGGGAGGGUCUGCCCGCCCAGGUGAGAGUAGUGCAGGCCGCCUAUGCCCGGCACCGAGACGGCCGGAUCCUCCUCUUUAGCGGUCCCCAGUUCUGGGUGUUCCAGGACCGGCAGCUGGAGGGCGAGGCGCGGCCGCUAACCGAGCUGGGGCUGCCCUGGGGGGAGGAGGUGGACGCCGUGUUCUCGUGGCCGCAAAAUGGGAAGACCUACCUGGUCCGUGGCCGGCAGUACUGGCGCUACGACGAGGCGGCUGCGCGCCCGGACCCCGGCUACCCUCGUGACCUAAGCCUCUGGGAGGGCGCGCCCCCUUCUCCCGACGAUGUCACCGUCAGCAACACAGGUGACACCUAUUUCGUCAAGGGCGCCCACUACUGGCGCUUCCCCAAGGGCAGCAUCAAGUCCGAGCCUAAUGCCCCCCAGCCCAUGGGGCCCGAGUGGCUGGGCUGCCCCGCCCCCAGCGCUGGACCCCGCGCCCCCAGGCCCCCCAAAGCGACCCCGGAGUCCAGAGGCUGCGAUUGUCAGUGCGAGCUCAACCAGGCCUCAGGACGGCGGCCCGCGCCCCUCCCGCUGCUCCUCCUGCCCCUGCUGGUGGGAGGUGUCGCCUCCCGCUGAUGGGCCCAUCCCGACAGAACAGCGCCCUCCACGGACGAGUCAGCCGCCGCUGGACCGGGUCGGGAUUGCGAGGCGCUGCGGAGGCCUCUUGUCUGUUCCCAGGGACUGGGGCUUGCGCGCGGACUAAGCGAGGCGGAUCUCCCGCGGAGCGGCGCCGGCGGGGACUGGUCGCUCCUAGCGCUGGUCGCCCUUGGCGCUGGGCUCAGCCUCCGAGGGGUCCGGCGCUCUCGGCGCCACCUCCGGAGCCCGCGCCAGGGGGCGCCCGCGCGCAGAGACCAAGCGUCGGUCACCGCCCCCGUCCUUCCUCCCCGAAGCCGCCAGGGGGCGGUCGGACCCUCCCCAGCCCGGAAGGGGCGGCGAGGAGGGCGGGCCCGCGGCGGCACCCGAAGGCAGCAGCUGUUCCCCACCGCGCGCUGCCUUCGCAGGACCGGCCUUUUCCGUGAAGAGCCAGCUUUUCUCCGAGAGCCGGGACUCUCCGCAGCCCCGCCCCGCCUGACCACUGUGGCUGGCGUUCCUGGAUCGUUAGGGGACCGGCCUGCCUGCGAAGCUGGUCUCUCUCCCACCAGCUCCUCUCCCACCCGCAGUUUCUCACCCCGUUUUGCUCCCAUGACGCCCCCCUAUAGUCACUGCCACAUUGGUGGGGACCCGGGACUCAGAUCCAGACCCAGCCCAGAGACCACCCAUGAGGAUCCAUGCUCCAUAUCUUGGGUGGUGGCAUCAGUGGCGAGAGGGACCCCAUUAACCUGGUUUCCAUCCUCCCCAGGCCACUCAGCCUGGGCACCUUCCUGGUCCCAGAACUGCCUCCCAUUUAAUUGGGCACCCUUCUAUCCCCAAGAAGCCCUUCCCUGCUUGCACCCUGAAGAACACGGCAUGGAUCCCAUCAACUCAACGCUGGUGGAAAGACGAGGACGAACCCUAGCUCAGGCACAGUCAAUGCCUCCUCAGCACUCCUGGGUGGCCCUAGUUCUAGAGUGAGGGGUGGGUGGAACCUGGGGCCACCUUGUUCACCCUGUCCUCACUCCCCACAGAUUGUGGAUCUAAAUGAUUGCUUCUAGAACUAUUCUUCUAGAUUAUUCCACAUCAGAAUUACUGGGAAAUUUAAAUUUGCAGAUCCCACACCUUACCCUGAAUCCUCACUUAGGGUGGGGUCAGGAAAUGCAUUUUCACUAGUUGGGGGCGUUGCGGGGGCCAGCCGCUGGCUGUCUCGUGGCAUUUCUGUGGCUCUGUGGUGUUCCCCCACCCCAGGACCAAUCUCUUCAUAUCUUCUCUGCAGAGCCACACUGACGGCCUGACCUCCAUGGGUAGAGUCACUUAGGGGCCACUUCCUAGGUUGCCAUCUAGCCUCAGUGGCCCCACAGUGCUUCCUGGAGCCAAGGCUGUGGGCAGCCACCGGGAAGGGUUGCCCCUUCCCUUGAGGAUGGCAGGCAGGAGGCUUUGGUCGUUACCUGGGAAUUCUAGGCUGCUAGGAAAUGAUUUUGGGCCUCUGUCAGUUUCUUUUCCAUGUAUGAGGAGGCAGAAACUUGUAUUUUAGAAGCUUAUUCAUCCCACUCAGGACAAUAAAAAUGAAUAGACAGGCCAGGCGCAGUGGCUCACGCCUGUAAUCCCAGCACUUUGGGAGGCCAAGGCGGGUAGAUCAUGAGGUCAACAGAUGGAGACCAUCCAGGCCAGUAUGAUGA
Molecule: messenger RNA, 4420 nt
Organism: Cebus imitator (Panamanian white-faced capuchin)
Lineage: Eukaryota; Metazoa; Chordata; Mammalia; Primates; Cebidae
Gene: MMP25
Product: matrix metallopeptidase 25
Exons: 9
Coding region: 939-2744 (601 amino acids)
Biological process (GO): proteolysis; extracellular matrix organization; collagen catabolic process
Cellular component (GO): extracellular matrix
Molecular function (GO): metalloendopeptidase activity; zinc ion binding
Source: RefSeq, a predicted model, not a curated record